Molecule: messenger RNA, 1183 nt
Organism: Hibiscus syriacus
Lineage: Eukaryota; Viridiplantae; Streptophyta; Magnoliopsida; Malvales; Malvaceae
Exons: 8
Coding region: 117-1052 (311 amino acids)
Molecular function (GO): hydrolase activity, acting on ester bonds
Source: RefSeq, a predicted model, not a curated record
AGGCCAAAAUCUCUGCGGCAAAAUUUAUAAAACUGAAAAACAGUAAACCGGGAAGCAUCGAAGACAGAUUCAUAGAGAACACAAAAAGCUGAAAAAGGAAGAGGACAGAAGUAGCCAUGAAAUUAUUUGAUACUCAUUGCCACCUUCAAGAUCCCAGAAUUCUCAACAAAGCACCCAAACUCAUCUCCACGGCUUUGGAUUCUGGGGUCCUUAAUUUUGCUGUUAAUGGAGUUCACGAGAAAGAUUGGCAUUUGGUAAAAGAAAUGGGCGAGACGUAUUCAUGUGUUAUUCCUUGCUUUGGAUUUCAUCCUUGGUAUGUUGCUCAGAGAAGUCCAAAUUGGUUCAGUACUCUCAAGGAAUUCUUUGAGACCACUCCUUCUGCAGCUGUUGGAGAGAUUGGUUUGGACAAAGGUUCAAAAGGAAGGGAGAUUGAUUUUAAUGAUCAGGUUGAAGUAUUUCGGCAACAGCUAGAGCUUGCAAAAGAGUUGAAAAAACCGGCAUCGGUCCAUUGUGUUCGUGCAUAUGGUGAUCUUCUUCAGAUAGUGAAAGACGUUGGGCCUUUCCCAGAUGGUCUCCUCCUUCAUUCUUACUUGGGUUCUGCAGAGAUGGUUUCUGAAUUUGUCAAAUCUGGUGCUUAUUUUUCAUUGUCUGGAUUCAUCAUGACCAUGAAAUUGCAGAAGGCCAAGAAAAUGCUAAAGACAAUACCUUCAGAAAGGAUAUUAUUGGAGUCAGAUGCGCCGGAUGCAUUGCCAAAUUCAGAGUUAAGCUCUUUAUUUUUGGUCGAUGAAGAUCCUUCCCUCCCUCAAGAAUUUUUUGCUCAAGGGAGAAAUUCUGCUUCAAAUACGAGCAUUCCGUCUGAUAAUCGAUCUCUUACAUCAAGAGAGGUGUCUUCAUUGCCCAAAGAUAUGCUUAAUCAUCCGGCAAACAUUCAUAAUGUGCGUGAUUAUGUUGCAAAUUUGCUGGAAAUUAGUAAAGAGGAACUUGCAGAGAUAAGCUGCAGAAAUGCAGUACAAUUGUUUUCUUACCAAGGUUCAAAAGUUGCCUUAGGAUGAUCUUUUAAUGUCUUUAAUCUUUCUAUGGAUUAGGAACAUGCUUUCGUACCUUUUCUGUAUCUUGAAAAUGUGAAAAUGCAGAAAUGUUUAUAGAAAAACUUUAAAUAAACUUGUAUGAGAUGUUUUUUUUA